AUGGUGGACGAAGAACUGUUUUAUAAGGACAUUAGUGAUCACAGCAUUAGCUCUGAGGAAGAAGACAUGCUUGUGAGGAGUUGUAGCAAUCUCAAUGUCAGCUUUGGAUACCAUUGUGAUUCUUAUACAAGCUUUCCUUCUGAAAAUGAUCAUGAGAAUGGUAUCUCCCCUAGGAACAUAUUUGGGACUGAUACCAUGAUGGGCUCACGAAAUGGCUCAUUUACUUGUUUAUCUGGUGCUGCAAUAAGUGCAAAUUUCACACUGGCAAAUACAAAUAUCUGCAAGGGUCUUAUUGGUGAAGAAAUUUUACCAGGACUAGAUUCUCCAAAUUCCUUUAGAAAAAUUGUUUCUUCUCCAUCAAUGUCAAGAUUGGACUCGUUCUCCAACUCACAAGGCAGCCCCGAGAGCUCUAUUUUUGAAAUCAGUAAAAAUACUUGGAGGUCAAGCGCUCCAACAGCUGUAUCAUCCAAUUUUCUGACUAAUACCGAGGUGAAAAUGGCUGGUGGAGCUGCUGGGGAGGAUAGAGUCCAAGCUGUGUGCUCGGAGAAAAAUGGAUGGCUGAUUUGUGGAAUAUAUGAUGGAUUUAACGGGAGAGAUGCUGCUGAUUUUCUAGCAGUAACUCUAUAUGACAACAUAGUAUAUUACUUAUACUUGUUGGAGAAUCGGAUCAAGCAGCAAAAUGGUCUAUAUAAUUCGUCAGAAAGCUCUCUUAGUGGUGUUAAAAGUGAGCUAACACUAGCCAUGAGAAUGGCAGAAAAUGAAGAUAUAAAGUUUUCUGAAACAUUUCGAGCUGGUGUGCUGAACUGCCUUUCCACUGCUGUUGAGCAAGCUGAGAAUGAUUUUUUAUGCAUGGUUGAACAAGAGAUGGAUGAUAGACCAGACUUAGUUUCAGUAGGAUCUUGUGUUCUGGUUGUGCUUCUUCAUGGAAAAGAUUUGUGCAUCUUGAAUCUGGGUGAUAGUAGAGCUGUGCUUGCUUCCAUGCCAUAUGCAGAAAAGGGCACCUUAAAGGCUACUCAAUUAACGGAGACCCACUCACUUGAAAAUCCAUUGGAGUACCAAAAACUUAUAGCCGAUCAUCCCAAUGAUUCUUCAGCUGUAAGGGGUAACAAAAUAAAAGGAAAGCUGAAGGUUACUCGUGCUUUUGGAGUUGGCUAUCUAAAGCAGAAAAAGUUCAAUGAUGCACUCAUGGGCAUUCUCCGUGUUCGUGAUUUGAGCAGCCCACCUUACGUUUAUACAAAUCCACACACAUUGAGUCACAAAGUUACAGAUGAUGAUUUGUUUGUCGUGCUUGGUAGUGAUGGCUUAUUUGAUUUCUUCAGUAACAAUGAAGUUGUUCAGUUGGUUUAUCAGUUCAUGCAUGAUAAUCCAAUGGGAGAUCCUGCAAAAUAUCUCAUCGAGCAACUUAUACUCAAAGCAGCCAGGGAAGCAGCUUUAACAGCUGAAGAAUUGAUGAGGAUACCUGUUGGGAGUAGGAGGAAAUACCACGAUGAUGUGACUGUCAUUGUUAUCAUCCUUGGAAAUGCACAGAGGACAAUGACGGCAUCAACUUCCUUGUGAGAGAACAAAGAGCUGGACAGAGAAGCUAUCAGCUGGUAAAAUUUUGUGGGUGUUUGCAUACAGCUACUUCGAAUAAUAUGUUUUUAUUAGUCUGGUGUGGUAGUCAAUAAACCAAAAAUAUGUAUAUAUUCUUUUGGAAUUUUGGUUGUGAACAAAAUCUUUUGUUCAAUCAAAAGGUCACAUGGAUUUGUUUCACUUAUUUUGUACAUGACUGAAACAUGGAUGCUCUUCUUUGAGACUUAAUCCAUGAAAGAAACGGCAAACCAUUUCAGUUUUCAUUUGCUAA
Messenger RNA from Panicum virgatum (switchgrass), 1843 nucleotides. Its product is annotated as probable protein phosphatase 2C 39. Lineage: Eukaryota; Viridiplantae; Streptophyta; Magnoliopsida; Poales; Poaceae. The transcript has 3 exons. Gene Ontology annotation, biological process: protein dephosphorylation. The record is from RefSeq and is a predicted model, not a curated record. Gene Ontology annotation, molecular function: protein serine/threonine phosphatase activity. The coding region runs from base 1 to 1557 and encodes 518 amino acids.